Fusarium graminearum PH-1 is the source of this 1998-nucleotide messenger RNA. RefSeq lists its product as uncharacterized. The transcript has a single exon. The record is from RefSeq and is a predicted model, not a curated record. Lineage: Eukaryota; Fungi; Ascomycota; Sordariomycetes; Hypocreales; Nectriaceae. Bases 257 to 1417 code for a protein of 386 amino acids.
UCCAGACCCAGCCAGAACACGAAACGUUGCCGAUCAUCCUGCGAUUAUUUGCCACAAGACCCCGACACCUUCUCAUUCCCCAAACUGAUCCCAUCCUACCGUCAUACCUUUCUGCAAGCACACAGCUUCUCAGCUCCAAUUCCAACUCAAUCCAUCACCGAAUUUCUGUCCGACAGUUGGGGAGUCGGGUGAACACCACCUGGCCCCUUACACCUCAGCCAACACGGCUCCACCGACCGAAUUAGAAUCUUGCGACAUGGCCAUGGAUGCUCUUAAAAAUCUUGUGAAUAACGUCCCGGACUGGCUCCAGCGCCUUGACGAUCUCAGCGGCCAGAUCGACCGACGACAGGCCGAGCUGGCCGCUGUUGCUGCAGCGGAAGGAAAGAGCCCAAAGGCAAAGUCCCUUCGCAACAAGGGCUCAACUGAAUCACUGAAGCCCAAAGAUGACCCUCCGGUAGUCCACGCUGAUGCUCCCGCCGACGAGGACAUACCCCAAGAUGCCACAGCGCAAACACCAACCAAGACCUCCGAUCCACCAAAGGUCCAUACACCGAGCCCAGCCUCCAUUCGUCAGCAACAAGAAAUCAUCAAGACAGCACAAGCCAGGGCACGAGCUCAGGUUAGGAAGAAGCCCAAGUCCCCUUCCAUGAUGUCGAACGAAGACACUCCCGCCGCUUACCGAACAAGAAGCAUGAUCAUUGUCUAUUAUGAUAGCUAUGUCCAGGGCUUCUUUGACGAACUUGUGCGAUUCGUCUCAUCUAGUCGCAACCUCAUGCGCAAGGCCAAGAUGGCUGCACGGGUUGCCCAGAUCAAGAAGUUGGCCGAGCAAGACGUGUCAGAAGAUGGCAGCAACGAUGACGCACUCCCAUCACUACGAUAUAUGAGCAGCAGACGAUUCGGCCCCAUGUCAAUAGCGCGGCCCGGUGCUGGUGACCAGCCACCCGACGCAUACGACAACCUCGACAAAGGCCUUGAAUUUGUACAGAGCUUGUGUGAGCACGGCGCUCAUCAGUUCCUACGUGAUGGAGACUGCAAUGAUGAAAUUAGCAAGGUGCAAAAGCGGCUCGCCGAGGUGCUUGAGAUGGCUAAGACAGAAAUGGAGCGCGUUCAGCGCGAAGAGCCCGAACUGGCCAAGGAGACAGGCGAAAUGGGCAAGAUCCGAACACGGCGACCCAUUAGCAUGCGUCGCGAAAUGUCGGCUGGCCUAAAAGAAGGCAGCCCAACACCUACUAAAGAGGAGAACAAACUGGAAUCCGCAAAGUUGGAGGCUGCCGACCCCACCCCAGCACCGGAUCCUAUGGCGCCCAUGGCGGUGGAUCCAAACAUCAUGGAGGCCGACGAGGGUAUUGAUGUUGAGAUGGAGAUUCCUAAGCUUCAAUAUCGAUCAACCCGGGCGAUGCGCAGCCGCGGUCCAUAGAGUGGACGCGAGUUGUGCGCCUGGGCUAUUAUUCAUUGAGCGUCACAACACAACUCAUGUUGUCUACAUUGCUUUCAGCACCAUUCAUGUUGUUUUUAUAGCAAUUGUCACACAUCCAUAUCUUGGCGUAACGGAACUGGGAGAGAAAGAAGAAAGCGUUGAGAGAAAACUUGGCUGGGAUUUUAUUUUGGGUUUAUGUUCCAUUGCUUGGAAGCAGAGAAAACCAUCCUUGCAUCUUUCGUUAUAUAUCUUGUCAUGAAGCAUUGGCAUUGCACUUCAAAAGAAGUAUGAUUUCUCUCCCUUGUUUAGCUGGUUGUCAGUCACAUAUGUCUUGCUCACUUGGGAGCUUUGUUCUUUUUCCACACACAAAAAGAUGGACCAUUCAUAGCGUCGGGGUUGUUGCAUGCUCUUUAUCGAAAUACUAUGGGGUUUCAAGAGGGAUUUUGUCGAUUCAUCUAGUACCUGUUUUCGUGCUCACAUCUCUUGUUUCAUAUAGCUUCUUUUUAUUUUAGGUUAUGGUCAUGAACACCGGGAACGUUUAAAAAGAAGAGAUCGCCUGGACUGUGAUCUAUUACAAUUUG